This is a messenger RNA of Olea europaea var. sylvestris, 1358 nucleotides long. Its product is annotated as probable WRKY transcription factor 48. Gene Ontology annotation, molecular function: sequence-specific DNA binding; DNA-binding transcription factor activity. NCBI's taxonomy places the organism in Eukaryota, Viridiplantae, Streptophyta, Magnoliopsida, Lamiales, Oleaceae. Gene Ontology annotation, biological process: regulation of DNA-templated transcription. The record is from RefSeq and is a predicted model, not a curated record. Bases 180 to 1139 code for a protein of 319 amino acids. The transcript is spliced from 3 exons.
ACCAACCUGUUGUCCAGAAAAGCACCUUGCAAAAGUCUAUUCAGUCUUCACACUUCAAAACCCCAAUAACCAAACUCUCUCUCUCUCUCUCUCUCUCUUUCUCUCUAUUCUGUAUAUCAGCCCACCUAUAAUAGUGGAGAAUAACAUCAGAUAAGAAUCUAAGCUUUUGAUGAAAAUCUAUGGAGAAGAAACAAGAGGAGGAGCUAAGAACAGAAUUAUACUCAACAAUUUCAGAUCAGAUGUUGAUUCCAACAUCCUUUUCUAUGACAAAUAUUUCUGAUUAUUCCGGCAUGCCACGUGAAUUUGAUCAAAAGGGCUUUUUAGGGUUCUUUGACGUUCAAGAUUUUACUAGCCAAUCUACUUUCGAUUUGCUGCAGACUCCCUCCUUGCCACCACAGUUUAUGCAGCAGCCUCUACCUUCACCGGUGGCUGACUCUGCUGAGGGGGUCAACACUCCGGUGACACCAAAUUCAUCGUCUUUUACCUCAUCGUCAAACGAAGCUGCCAAUGAUGAUAGACAGAUCAAAACUAUUGAAGAAGUAGAACAAGAUCAAGAAAAGACUAAGAAACAGUUGAAUCCCAAAAAGAAGAACCAUAAAAGGCAAAGAGAACCCAGAUUUGCUUUCAUGACAAAGACUGAGGUUGAUAACUUGGAUGAUGGCUAUAGAUGGAGAAAAUACGGACAAAAAGCAGUGAAAAACAGCCCUUUUCCAAGGAGCUACUACCGUUGCACUAAUGCAUCAUGUGGUGUGAAGAAGAGAGUUGAAAGAUCAUCUGAAGAUUCAUCCGUAGUUGUCACAACCUAUGAGGGUACCCACACACAUCCAUGUCCAAUAAUGCCUCGUGGAAGCUUUGGAAUUAUGCCGGAAACCACCACUUUUGGUGGCGGUGGAGGUGAUGGUGGAGGAAGUACUUCCUCUUUUAUUGUCCCACAAAUGCAGCAUUAUCGACAACAACAACAACCUUAUUUCCAUAGCUUGAUGACACCACCACCUUUGAUGAAUUUUGGCACUAAUUGUAAUUCUUCAUUCCAUCAAGAAAGAACAUUUCGUCCCUCUUCGUUUACUCUGGUUAGAGAUGAUGGGCUUCUUCAAGACAUGGUGCCAUCCCAGAUGCUCAAGGAUUCAAAAAAGGAGUAAUAAGUGUUAAUUUACCUGCUAUCAAUUGGUAUGUGCGACUAAUCAUAUGAUUAUUAAGGUUCUUUAUUACAUAAUGACUCCCAAAUUAUGAUGUAAAAUGGCUAGAUUUUAGCUUAUGGAUAGACUAGUACUUUUCUCUAUGACUAAUUGACUUUUGUUAUUUCCUGUACUUAAGAAGUUAAAAUUCUAUUAUAUAAAGAGAUUUUGGGUAUAUACUUU